Molecule: messenger RNA, 714 nt
Organism: Tricharina praecox
Lineage: Eukaryota; Fungi; Ascomycota; Pezizomycetes; Pezizales; Pyronemataceae
Exons: 1
Coding region: 124-597 (157 amino acids)
Source: RefSeq, a predicted model, not a curated record
GGGACGGUCGUUCUUGCUUCAAUGUUUCAUUAACUUUCGUUUUUCUCUGCGUGAUACCAAUCCACCCAAGUAUGUACCUAACUGUUUUAUUUCCCCCCUUCAUUCCUUUCUCCUUCUUUCUCCAUGGCGUGCGCGGUUUUGUUCGGUGUUUUUCUUUCUUUCUUUGAAAAUUGGGGUCCAGGAGUUACGACUGUUGAUUUUUUCUUUCCCUUGCGUUUCCGCUUCCUUUUCUUCUCUCUCUAUCUCUCUCUCGAACUUGGGGGUUGUUGCUUUUCUUUUCCAUACAGAUUUUUUGGUUUACGGUUGGGUUGGUUAAUGUUGCCUCCGGCCCUGGGCCCCGGCCUUUGGAAGGAUGGAUGUUGGAAGAGGGCGGGGAUGAGGGGGGAAGGGGGCGGGGACGGGGGAGGAGUACAUACUGAGAUUGAGUACCUAGAUUUGUUUUGCUGGGUCAUUGCUGGGCACCUAGAGACGGUUGGGUGGAGGGGGAAGUGGAGGAGGAACAUCAGGAGCAUCAGGAGGAGUAUCAGGAGGAGUAUCAGGAGGAGCGAAGUGAAACAGAUGAGGGGCUCGGGAGGAGCGAGGAGCGAUUGUACAUAACUACUACAUACCUAUUCUACUUGCUCUAUUUGCUCUACUUCAGUGUUCACUUGACUGUGGGGCUUGACUGCUCGGAUUGACUGCUCUACAUACUCGUUACUCGUUACUCAUUGCUUG